GUUCCUCCUACUAUAAAUUGCUGCUAGCAGCACUUCACCAGGCUCAGCUCCAGCAGAGCAGGAGGGAGAGGAUAUAUACCUGCACCCAGCAGGCACAGACACAAGGGGAGCAGAAGAGGAGGAGGAAGGAGAAGGCAGUGUCAGGCAUCCCAGAUCCAGGGCCAGCAUGGUGACUUUGCUGGACAACAUAGCCAGACCUUCUGCUGUGGUUCUGCAGCUGUCCGUGGUGCUUGGUGUUAUCUUUGUGCUGCUGAAGGUGGCCUGGUUCUAUCAGGAGAGGAAGAAACUCAUCAAAGCUCUGGAGGCAUUCCCUGGUCCCCCCAGACACUGGCUGUAUGGCCACAAUCACCUGAUAACUUCUGAUAAAAUAUUAUAUCAGACAGUGUCAUGGGGAGAGGAAUUCCCCUAUGCCUUUCCCAGAUGGCUUGGACCAGUCCUGCCUUCUCUAGUAAUCCACCAUCCUGAAUAUGCCAAGUGCAUACUUGGCCAAACGGAUCGCAAGCCCGAUGUUCCCUACAAAUUUUUAGUUCCCUGGAUUGGGCAGGGGCUGUUGCUCUUGGAUGGAACCAAAUGGUCCCAGCAUCGGAAGCUGCUCACCCCAGCCUUUCAUUAUGAUGUGCUGAAAUCUUAUGUGGCCCUGAUGUCAGACUCUGUCAAAGUGAUGCUGGAUAAAUGGGAAAAGAAGAACACAGAGAGGAAGACAGUGGAACUCUUUCAAGAUGUCAGCUUGAUGGCACUGGACAGCAUCAUGAAAUGUGCCUUCAGUUGCAACACCAACUGUCAGACUCAGAGCAACUCAGACUAUUAUAUCAGAGCUGUUUAUGACCUGAGCUACCUCGUGAGCAACAGAGUCCAGACUUUUUCUUACAAGGAUGUCUUCUAUGACUUGACUCGCAAGGGCCGUGAGUUUCAUGAUGCCUGCAAGCUGGCCCAUACCCACACAGAUAAGGUAAUAAAAGAAAGAAAGAUGUUGCUCUCCAGUGAGAAGGAACUUGACAAGAUCAAGAAGAAGAGACACUUGGAUUUUCUGGACAUUCUUCUUUGUACCAAGGAUGAGAAUGGAGCUGGACUGUCUGAUGAGGACCUGCGUGCUGAGGUGGACACAUUCAUGUUUGAGGGCCAUGAUACAACAGCCAGUGGGAUCUCCUGGCUCUUCUACUGCCUGGCAUUACACCCUGAGCACCAGCAACAGUGCAGGGAGGAGAUCCAGGAGAUCUUGGGAGACCGAGAUGCCAUUGAGUGGGAGGACCUUGGGAAGAUGACUUACACCACCAUGUGCAUCAAGGAGAGCCUGCGCCUGUUCCCACCAGUUCCUGCUGUGUCCCGAUACCUCUCCAAGCCUGUCACAUUUUCUGAUGGACGCAGCUUGCCAGCAGGCUGCCAGGUUGGAGUGAGCAUAUUUGCUCUUCACAGGAAUCGGGAUGUUUGGAAGGACCCUGAGAUAUAUGAUCCCUUGAGGUUUUCUCCAGAGAACUCAGCACAGAGACAUUCCCACGCUUUCCUGCCUUUCUCUGCUGGAUCCAGGAACUGCAUCGGGCAGCAGUUUGCCAUGAAUGAGAUGAAGGUGGCUCUGGCCCUGACCCUGCUGCGCUUCGAGCUCUGUCCCGAACCAUCCAGGCCUCCCACGCUGUUGCCGCAGAUCGUCCUCAGGUCCAGCAACGGGAUCCACCUGCAUUUGAAGAAGAUUCACUGAUCCCAUGGGCUGGGGGGGCAAGAGCCUUCCCAAGGACCACCCUCCACCCAGAGGUUUAAGAGGGUGGGGCAGCAAACAGAGCCACCCUGAAUACACUUGGACCUCUCCCACAUGAGCCUCCCCUGCUGCCAUCCAGGGGGGCACGCUGAGCCCCCUCGCUAACACAUUGAACCCAGUAGGUCCAGAUCCCAUGCUUGCAUGGGGAGCACUCUGCCAAGGGCAUUUCACAGCCUGGCUGUGGUUCAGCCUUCACCUCCACAGGCAUCCUCCAUAUCCUACUCAUCUCCUGGCCUCCAACCUGCCCUUGCACACUGCCUGGUGGGACCCCUCUCACCUGCCUGUUCAUUUGCACCACUGCCACUUCUCUGCUGAGGCACGGCCACGAGCAACGCUUUGCAUGGAUGUCUGAAGCCCAUGUUGUCCCUCCCCAGCCUCCAGCCUGGGUGUGCCAGGGCAGGAGAGCUCCUCCCUGUAGACAUGCUGCAUGCCCAUGAACCACCCUCCAAAUUGUUCCUCAUAUUCCCUCCUGGGGCUGGCGUUGUGCCUGCCUUUAUGGAAACAAAAGCCAGUGGGUGUUUCUGAACUGUCAUUGAACUUCCUUGAGCUGAGAAUGCUCAGGAGCCACCGCAGAGACAUGAUGACUGGAGAAAGCGCUCACUGCCCUCAGAACAACGUGUGACCAGUCUUGUCCUCCUCUCUGAAAUGAAAAUAAAGCCUCAUGGAGAUGCUCCUCAA
This is a messenger RNA of Apus apus (common swift), 2428 nucleotides long. Its product is annotated as cytochrome P450 4B1-like. Lineage: Eukaryota; Metazoa; Chordata; Aves; Apodiformes; Apodidae. Gene Ontology annotation, molecular function: monooxygenase activity; heme binding; iron ion binding. The record is from RefSeq and is a predicted model, not a curated record. The transcript has 12 exons. The coding region runs from base 167 to 1693 and encodes 508 amino acids.